This is a messenger RNA of Amoebophrya sp. A25, 3547 nucleotides long. The record is from the annotation of a GenBank genome assembly. Lineage: Eukaryota; Dinophyceae; Syndiniales; Amoebophryaceae.
CGAAGCUACAACAAGUAUUCCUUGCCUUAUCGCAACCAAGAAGCGGCACAGAAACUAGAACUCGAGUGCACUGUGUAGUGAUGAUGCACAGCCCUAGUGCACUUCAUGAUGACGCUACGUCGCACUAACGACUGAAUUUAAUUAUCGUUAGGUUGUUUCUCUUUCAAAAAAAUUAUUUUCAACUUUAAAUUGCAGGAGAGUUGUACCACAAUAUGUGGAGAAACAUUGUGCUACGGCUCAGCGAGUGAUCGCAAAUAUGCUUUUGAGAGACACCCAGCUGAAUAACAUAUGAGAGACUUCUCUACGACAAAACGACCAAGCGACUGAGGCUUCCGGAAACGAAACCAAGCAAAUCUGACUAGUAAUUUUCUCUAGGCUUUUCAUACGACAAAUGCAAGAACUUCGAAUAAUAUCCUUGUUGAGAUAACACUUUAUUUUUAAAGUACUGACCUAAAUUGAGAUUAACAAGUUGUUUAGUUUUUACACUUAGAAUUUGUUAGCAAGGAAAAAAGAUGGAGCCGAAGAUUGCUGACGUGAAGGAUGUGCAUCGCCUUGAGCGGAUUGGUGCGCAUUCGCACAUUCGUGGUCUGGGUUUGGACGAUACACUAGAUGCCCGUGCCGUCUCCCAGGGUAUGGUUGGCCAAGAUAAGGCCCGAAGAGCGGCGGGUGUUAUCUUAUCGAUGAUUAAAGAGGGCAGAAUAGCAGGACGAGCUAUUCUGAUAGCGGGACAACCCGGAACGGUACUUGUAGUUGCUCAGUUUGUUAGACUAGUUAGCGCAAGAACAUAAACAUGCUCACUCGUGUGACUACUCAUUCUUGUGUAGAAUCACCUAGUUCGGAGCUCGAACGCAAAAGAUGUAGUUCGCACACGGUCACAGACCCUUGUUCUGGAUAGUCUUCCCCAUGUACAGAAAAACUUGCAUGUAGAAAAGCUCUUUUUGAUAUCCUCUGCCUCAACAACAGGGUAAGACCGCGAUCGCAAUGGGAAUGGCAAAGGCGCUUGGCGACGACACCCCUUUUACAUGCAUUGCCGGUUCCGAGAUAUUCUCGCUGGAAAUGAGUACCACACACAUACCCACCAAAUUUAUUUUUCUAGUGUGCACGACUACGAGUUUGCAUGAUCUUCAUGUACUUUUACUCACGUGAUGAAUGAAAAAGAACUUUAACAUUAGCAUUCUACUGAAUCAAAACCUCACCCUUACAGGGCUAAUAGAUUGUCUUUGUCGUUGUACGUGACUAAGUAAGUACCGGUAAUGUAAAACCUUUGAUUUGACCUCGACGCGUUAUUCUAGGUAAAACGGAAGCGUUGACGCAGGCAUUUAGGCAGUCUAUUGGCGUGCGCAUCAGAGAGGAGGCGGAAAUAAUUGAGGGUGAAGUUGUGGAGAUCGAAAUUGAGCAGACCGAAGGAAGAGCAGCGACCUUUGGAAAGAUGACGCUUAAAACAACCGAGAUGGAGACGAUGUCCUUAUUAUUUGAAAACUAAGCAGCUUUGCAGAUGUACAAGGAUCUUGUUGUAAAUACUUGAGCUUCUGAAGGAAUGAAAUUGAAGCGCACGUCUCUUCAUCACCAACAAACUCACUUCCUUCAGUCCCACCACCACACUUCUUCACCUACUCGUAAUCCAUGUACUACAGAUACGAUCUCGGGCAGAAGAUGAUUGAACAAGUCCAGAAGGACAAUAUUCAGGCUGGCGAUGUAGUGACGAUAGAUAAAUCCUCGGGAAAGAUUACACUGCUGGGAAAAUCCUUCGCUAGAAGUAAAGACUUCGACGCCAUGGGACCACAAACAAGGUAAUAAUUGAUUUUUAUCUAUAAUCAACAUCACUCGUAUUAUUCUCAUCGUGUCAUAUUCUUAUUCGCUGUGUUUGUUCUACUGGUACAACACUUAGAAUGUGAAUGGUCGUCUUCUAAAGUUAGUAGUACCAACAUCGAGCAGUCCCCCUAUUGACCACGCCACUUAUGACUGCGGUUCAUCGAGUAAGUACUCUGAUUGACGCUACUACUGCUAUGGAGUACUCCUUCUUCUAUUGAUGACGUCAGUACUUGUGAAUCACUAAAGGUUUGUGCAGUGCCCUGAUGGAGAGCUGCAAAAGCGAAAGGAGGUUGUCCAUACCGUAAAUUUGCACGAAAUCGAUGUGAUCAAUAGCAGAUCACAGGGAUUCCUUGCCCUUUUUGCUGGCGACACUGGUGAAAUUAAGCAGGAGGUGCGCGAGCAAAUAGACGCCAAAGUUGCUGAAUGGCGAGAGGAAGGAAAGGCCGAGAUAGUACCAGGUAAUAUGAUAUACAACACUCAUGAAAACAGAAGUAUGGUUUUGAUAGGUUGUGUUUGAGCAUGAUACUGCAGAACUCUGUGUCUGAGGGGUAUUUGUUUUCCAGGAAUGAAGAAUUAUUUCGAAAAGGAAUUCGUAUGGAGAUAAUUUUUUCGUCUAUAAUUACAGGCGUCUUGUUUAUCGACGAAGUGCACAUGUUGGAUAUUGAGUGCUUCUCGUUUUUGAACCGCGCAUUGGAGAUGGAGACCUCGCCCGUGGUGAUCAUGGCCACAAACCGCGGCAUCACGAAGAUCCGGGGAACCGAUUACAAGAGUCCUCACGGCAUUCCGCUGGAUCUGCUGGACCGAGCGUUGAUCAUCAGCACUGUGCCCUACUCGGAGCGGGAAAUCCGUAAGAUUUUGGACAUUCGUGCCGAAGAGGAGGACGUGGAGAUGACCGAAUCGGCGAAGGAGCUGCUGACGAAGAUCGGGAUGGAAAGCACUCUGCGGUACGCGAUCCAUCUGAUCAGCGUCGCAAACCUGGUCUGCAUGAAGCGCAAGGGACAGGAGGUCGAUGUGCCGGACAUUCGAAAAGUCUACUCCCUGUUUGUGGACGUAAAGCGGUCGACGCAAUUCCUCAUGGAGUACAACCAGGAAUUCAUGUUCUCGGAGCUCGAGCAAAACGCGAUGCAGGUGGAGGAUGAAGAAGAGUAAAAACUACUGCGGCCUGCUGUGCUGGGAUUCACACUACAUCAAGCUCUAGAGUGGGCGAUCACGACACAAAAUCUCCUGGUGGAAGAAGUUGUACUACUACGUCUACGUGUGCGUGGAGAUGGAAGAAUAGUAGCCGACGAGAACAGGUAGGGCACUUGCUCCUGAUCACACCUGUUUGGAGAUAUCGCUCACGACGCUAGGACGUGAGGAACACGAGGAUUUUGAUGGCUGCUUGACAAUGUUAUUCCUUGAUGACCAAAAUUGAGUCAGAAAACGGCUCCAGCAGACCACAGUGAUCACAAAUGCUUGUACAGAACAUUUUCUGAUCACGAAUCUUCUCGUCUUUUUAUUGAAGUAGCAGUACAGCGUUCUUCUGGUGCAGAUUCCCCAACUAACUUCCCAAUCCCCCAUGCUGAUCAACAUGGAGUAGACCCCUACUCUCGAAUGAAUUUCAGGACCAGUUGCGACGUAGGAAUGACUAUACCGCAUACUUUUGAGUAUGAGGUCAAAGACUUCAAUAGGAAAGAAAAUCAGUUAAACAGUCUAAACAAAGCUAGUUUUCAGCCUCUCGAGCAAAUUGGAGCGG